ACUACCGGCCGGGCCACCUAAACACAAUGUCGCAUCAGUACUCCGUACCGGACUUGACUUGAUAUACAAAUGCGAAUGGGUCAAUCUUACUGCCAACGACGAUAAAAUCAUAGGACUCCAUGUUGGUUUCUUCAAAGUGGGACUAUAGAACACACCACGAAAGGAGAAGAUGCUACUGCGACAUUAUUAUCCCCCGCAGCCGAAGAUGGCCUUUAUACACCCCGCCACGGAUAGGGGGGCCUGUUUAGCUUCAUUUUGUAGACCGGCAUCUAGAGGAGCACGAUGUUACCGAACAAGAAGACCGCUUCUUCUUCUGGUUCCCCAUUUACUCCGUAGUCUGUCAUGUGCGUUGUCGCGUUCACUAAACGGAAACGAGCUCCACUAUGUCAGUUGGCGGUGGGAUCGUCUGGCAUUAUUGGGCAUCCGGAGCACUAUUCUAUGCAUAUGGUUAAUGGAUUAUGAUCUCCAGAAUCUGGAGCUGAAUAAAAUUCGACCAGGACCAUAUUCCCUCCCGAAUACGAAUACUUGUACGGAGUACAUCUGUGCCGGAACUUGCGGGUCAGAAUGGUCUAAAACUGUGGGGUUGGCAUCCACUUUGUCAUGUUAUUGUCAACCAUGGUGGGCCUUUUAACUGGCUGAGAUCUGCCGCAUAGCUUAGACUAAGGCCGUAGCUGUAGCGUAUUGCU
Molecule: messenger RNA, 686 nt
Organism: Aspergillus glaucus CBS 516.65
Lineage: Eukaryota; Fungi; Ascomycota; Eurotiomycetes; Eurotiales; Aspergillaceae
Exons: 3
Coding region: 170-631 (153 amino acids)
Source: RefSeq, a predicted model, not a curated record